AUGGUCGAUUUAUCCCAGUGCUAUUUGCACAAGUUGGGCGAUGCUGAGCGAGGUUUGCUGGCCGAGCUGCGAGGGCUCGUGCCGUCCCUGGUGGAGAAAGCACGCGAAGCCUCGGAGGAUGCCAAGAAAACCGAGCGACUCACGAUUUGGGGCGUGGACCUGGAGAAGGAGUCUGAGGCCUCUGACAUCAUUCUGCUGAAGUACCUCCGUGCGGAGGAGCUGAACCUGGACAAGGCUGCAACUCGCAUUGUCGACACGUUGGUCUUCCGAGCUGACUGCAAGAUUGAUGGGCUCAGGGAGGCAGUCUUGCCUGGCUGCUAUCAGGGCCAUGACGUGAUAAGUGGUCUAGACGUUGAAGGCAGGCCUGUUAUGAUCAGCCGCUUUGGCAAGAUGGACUUAGAGAAGGUCUUCGGCGACAUUGAGGCUUUCGUUAGAUAUCGUGCGAAACUGAUGGAGGAGGCAAUGGCCCAGCUCUCUUUCAAGAAGGGAGAGCCAGAGGAUCUGACUCAGGUUCAUGACUACUCUGGCGUGCCACUGAUCUUUCAGACUUCACAGGUGAAGGAUGCUGUUUCGGCCGUGACAAAAGUGUUUUCAGACCACUACCCAGAGACAAAGGGGAAGACGAUUUUCGUUAAUUUCCCCACUGCCUUCGCAAAGCUGUUCAAGGCCUUUUCACUAUUCAUCCCGGAGAGGACUCUGAAGAAGUUCCAGAUCUUGGGUGAAAACGAUCAUGCGCAGCUUUUUGAAUCCAUCCCCGCCGACAGAGUGCCCGAAGGUUUGGGCGGCAUGCAUCGGGAUGGGGCACUGGCUGGUCCUUGCAAGCAGGUCCAGGUGCGAGCCCGCUGCACAGAAGAGGUGUGCCUUCUGAAAGUGGAAAAGACCCCCUGCUCAAUAGAUUGGGAAUUGCGAGUCUGCUACUGGGACGUCUCAUACGAGGUUUGGUUCGUUGCAGAUGGCACUUCUGAUCUGGUGCAGAAAUCCGAUGGCUUGGUCCAGGCGACAGAUGGAGUAAUCAGUGGGCAGUACGUGGCCAAAACCGCAGGUGAGCUAAGAUGCCACUUCAUCAACAACGGUGCCUGGUUCAAGUCUCGACUUUGCUUAGCCAGAGCGCAGGUCCACAUGUAA
Symbiodinium natans is the source of this 1125-nucleotide messenger RNA. NCBI's taxonomy places the organism in Eukaryota, Dinophyceae, Suessiales, Symbiodiniaceae. The record is from the annotation of a GenBank genome assembly.